This is a messenger RNA of Scheffersomyces stipitis CBS 6054, 490 nucleotides long. RefSeq names its product 40S ribosomal protein eS27 (gene RPS27). Gene Ontology annotation, molecular function: structural constituent of ribosome; RNA binding. Lineage: Eukaryota; Fungi; Ascomycota; Pichiomycetes; Serinales; Debaryomycetaceae. The transcript is spliced from 2 exons. The coding region runs from base 20 to 268 and encodes 82 amino acids. Gene Ontology annotation, biological process: translation; ribosomal small subunit assembly. Gene Ontology annotation, cellular component: ribosome; cytosolic small ribosomal subunit. The record is from RefSeq and is a predicted model, not a curated record.
AUACAACAGAGCAGCAAAAAUGGUUUUAGUUCAAGAUUUAUUACACCCAAACCCAGCUACUGAAGCUAAGCAACACAAGUUGAAGACCUUGGUCCAAUCCCCAAGAUCUUACUUCAUGGAUGUUAAGUGUCAAGGUUGUUUAAACAUCACCACUGUUUUCUCCCACGCUCAAACCGCCGUCACCUGUGACUCUUGUUCUACUGUUUUGUGUACUCCUACUGGUGGUAAGGCUAAGUUGACCGAAGGUUGUUCUUUCAGAAGAAAGUAAAUUUGAGGAAUAGAAUUGGGUUCAUAAAAUUGCAUUCGUCUAUCUAAAAUAAUUAAAACUUCAAAACAGUGUACAAUUAACAAGGGUUUAUUGUCUCAUGACUAGAUCCAGCCUUCCAUAUACUUCCCCCUAGUUACGGUUACGUAACGCUAAUCUUGUUGUAUCGUCGGGACAUCAUGUUCUAGUUGUAUAGCAUCAAAAAUUAAAUAUAUAAAUAAGUUU